Cimex lectularius (bed bug) is the source of this 1387-nucleotide messenger RNA. RefSeq names its product mannose-1-phosphate guanyltransferase beta (gene Gmppb). The record is from RefSeq and is a predicted model, not a curated record. Gene Ontology annotation, molecular function: GTP binding; mannose-1-phosphate guanylyltransferase (GTP) activity. Lineage: Eukaryota; Metazoa; Arthropoda; Insecta; Hemiptera; Cimicidae. Gene Ontology annotation, cellular component: cytoplasm. Bases 239 to 1348 code for a protein of 369 amino acids. Gene Ontology annotation, biological process: GDP-mannose biosynthetic process; cell wall mannoprotein biosynthetic process. The transcript is spliced from 3 exons.
GACUUGGUUAUCUGUGAUAUGCUAUCCGUUUCUUUUCGACUUACACGUCAUUCAAACUUGGAUUUUUUGAUUUCCACUCACAAGUUUUAGCUGUCGGCCCGGACCGGAAAAUAAUUUUCAUGAGCUUACUCGAACUGGGAAACAUCGGGACGAGAUAACUGCAUGUCAUGGGUUUGGUCUCUCCUUAAUAAUCUUUUUGAGAAAUACUGCUUGGCCGUUUGUUUCAGACUGAAAAACGAUGUGUGGUCAGGGAAAUAAAAUUGUGGAUAUGAAGGCUUUGAUUUUGGUUGGAGGAUACGGUACGAGGCUACGCCCUCUCACUCUAAGCAGGCCGAAGCCUCUGGUGGAGUUCGCGAACAAACCGAUGCUCCUGCAUCAGAUUGAGGCCCUGGUCGAAGUGGGUGUUAAAGAAGUGGUGCUGGCCGUUUCUUACAGAGCCGAGCAAAUGGAGAAGGAGCUGAGCGUAGAGGCGCAAAAGCUCGGGGUGAAGCUUAUCUUCUCCCACGAGACGGAGCCGCUGGGUACGGCAGGGCCGCUUGCUCUCGCCAAGGACAUACUCACCCAAAACCAGAAUCCUUUCUUCGUCCUCAACUCCGACAUCAUAUGUGAGUUCCCAUUCAAAGACUUGAUCGAGUUUCAUAAAAAUCAUGGCAAGGAGGGUACGAUUGUCGUGACCAAGGUCGACGAGCCGUCCAAGUACGGCGUCGUCCUAUAUGACGAAAAGGGCCGGAUCGAAAGUUUUAUCGAAAAGCCACAGGAGUUCGUCUCGAAUAAGAUCAACGCGGGGAUGUACAUUUUGAACCCGUCCGUACUCAACAGGAUACAGCUGAGACCGAUGAGCAUAGAAAAAGAAGUCUUUCCAUUCAUGGCUCAAGAUGGAGAACUGUACGCAAUGGACCUCCAAGGUUUUUGGAUGGACGUCGGACAACCAAAAGAUUUUCUCACCGGUAUGUGCUUAUACUUGGCUUCCUUAAGGCAGAAGUCCCCGUCGUUGCUGUACAACGGGCCGAACAGUGUUGGAAACGUUCUCGUCCACCCGACAGCGAAGAUAGGCGAGGGUUGUCAGAUUGGGCCGAAUGUCACAAUCGGACCAGGCGUCGUCAUUGAAAACGGUGUUUGCAUCAAGAGGAGCACCGUUCUCGAAAACGCCGUCAUCAAGUCGCAUUCUUGGCUCAGCGGUUGCAUAGUCGGUUGGAAGAGCCUAGUCGGCCAGUGGGUCCGAAUGGAAAACACGACCGUCCUCGGGGAGGACGUUAUAAUCAAAGACGAGCUUUACAUCAACGGUGGGCAAGUGCUGCCGCAUAAAAACAUCGCUGAUUCCGUUCGAGACCCUCAAAUCAUCAUGUAACUAAAGGGAUCAUUUAAAUUAUACUUUUUGAUUUGUUGA